This is a messenger RNA of Zychaea mexicana, 486 nucleotides long. Its product is annotated as mitochondrial import protein Pam17. The transcript has 2 exons. NCBI's taxonomy places the organism in Eukaryota, Fungi, Mucoromycota, Mucoromycetes, Mucorales, Lichtheimiaceae. The record is from RefSeq and is a predicted model, not a curated record. The annotation marks the transcript as partial. Gene Ontology annotation, biological process: protein import into mitochondrial matrix. Gene Ontology annotation, cellular component: PAM complex, Tim23 associated import motor.
GCAGCCAAUGACAUUCCAACAUGGAACGAUUACUUUGAAUUAAGAAAGAAGCGUCGCGUGUACGAGCUGGUCUCAUGCGUGCCUAGCACUAUUGCACCUGCCAUGGGCUCGAUCUCGUAUUUUGCACAACUCGAAAUUGAUCCCUUCACAACCUUUUUUGGCAUGGAUCCAGUUAUGGCUUCGGCUUUGGCCACUGUUGGUGCUGGCUUUGGUGGUUUCAUGUUUGGCCCAGUUCUCGGUAACUUGUUGUUCAAAGCCAUGAACAACAAAAUUGUCCCUUCGAUGGAUCGCCGCGACAAGGUCUUUUACGAGCAUAUUAAAGCAAACCGUGCCGAUGCUCGAUUGAAUUCGAUCCGUAACCCUGUGCCUGAUUACUAUGGCGAAAAGAUUCAGUCUGUAGCGGAUUAUCGUGCCUGGUUGCGGAAGCAGCGCGAACAUUAUAGAAAGGGUGUUUUUGGUGGCAACUCAGAUGACUUGGAUAACUAG